AUGAAGCAGUACAACCCAAAAAAGCCACAUAAGUGGGGAUACAAGAACUUGGUCUUGAGCGGCAGUUUUGGUUUCAGCUACGACUUUGAGCUAUACACAGGUGCUCAUGUUUCUGAAACGGUAGAUGGCAAUUUGCCGAACAUCAGCACUUCAAGCAAUGUCGUCGUCCGGCUUGCAAGAACUAUUCCACAGAACAUGAACUACCAACUUUUCUUUGACAAUUGGUAUACAUCACUGCCACUUUUAGUUUACUUAACAAAACAGGUUGAAAAAAUUUCAACCGUGGACAAUGUUGACAUAGCUGUGACAACGUGGUAUGACAACAGAGUUGUAAACUUGGUAUCAACCUACGUUGGUAGCAAACCCAUGACAGAAGUGAGACGCUAUAAUAAAAAAGAAAAAGUGUACAAAGCUAUCCCCUGUCCAAAGGCUGUCACGACAUACAACAGUCAUAUGGGAGGUGUGGAUCUCUUAGAUGCACUUCUUGGUUAUGACAGGAUCCAGAUCAGAUCACACAAAUUUAUUUUACUUUCCUUAGAACUCUACUGGUCAUCUGAUCCCGCUUUUAGAGUUGACGAAAUAGCUUCCACCAUGCCCUUGAGAAGAUUCAAACAAAUCUUACGAUGUUUGCAUUUGAAUGAUAAUUCUAAGAAUCCGGCGAGGUCUAGCCCCGCUUAUGACAAAUUGUAUAAAAUUCGACCUUUGGUGACACUUCUCAACAGGCUUUUUCAAGAAAACGCACACAAUUCUUCUUCACAGUCAAUAGACGAAUCGAUGAUUAUUUUCAAAGGGAGGUCUUCAUUGAAGCAAUAA
Molecule: messenger RNA, 813 nt
Organism: Arctia plantaginis
Lineage: Eukaryota; Metazoa; Arthropoda; Insecta; Lepidoptera; Erebidae
Source: the annotation of a GenBank genome assembly